This is a messenger RNA of Trypanosoma conorhini, 342 nucleotides long. Its product is annotated as cytochrome c. Gene Ontology annotation, molecular function: heme binding; electron transfer activity. Gene Ontology annotation, biological process: mitochondrial electron transport, ubiquinol to cytochrome c; mitochondrial electron transport, cytochrome c to oxygen. NCBI's taxonomy places the organism in Eukaryota, Euglenozoa, Kinetoplastea, Trypanosomatida, Trypanosomatidae. Gene Ontology annotation, cellular component: mitochondrial intermembrane space. The transcript has a single exon. The record is from RefSeq and is a predicted model, not a curated record. The coding region runs from base 1 to 342 and encodes 113 amino acids.
AUGCCACCGAAGGCAAGAGCACCACUUCCGCCCGGCGAUGCUGCGAAGGGCGAGAAGAUCUUCAAGGGCCGUGCGGCGCAGUGCCACACCGGCGCAAAGGGAGGAGCCAAUGGCGUGGGGCCCAACCUUCACGGGAUCGUCGGCCGCAAGUCCGGCACAGUGGAGGGGUUUGUGUACAGCAAGGCAAACCAGGACUCCGGUGUGGUCUGGACACCGGAGGUGCUGGACGUCUAUCUUGAGAACCCAAAGAAGUUCAUGCCGGGAACCAAAAUGGCCUUUGCUGGCAUUAAGAAGCCGCAAGAGCGCGCUGACCUUAUUGCGUACCUUGAGUCGCUGCACUAG